CCAACCCAUCAUCAUAGACCUAAGAAUAGUCAGCUUCUUUUACCAUUAACCAAUCACUCCCCUUUAUAUGAAGAGAGAGAAACCAUUAACCCCACCACCAGUUUCGCUGUCUCUCACUUGUGUUGCUUGCUUUUAUCCAACUCUUCUUACUUUUCCCUCUCCUUGAUUUUCUGCAACUUCUCACACCUUCCUCCUCUUCAGUUCCUUCAUUUUUGUCAGGUUGGUUCAGAGAAUUAGAGAUUACGAAUGGAGUGCAAUUUUGAAAGAGCAUUGAAGUCAAGUUUUUCAAGAGAAUUAGCAACCCAACAAGUAUUGCUUGAUGAUUUGUUUUGUUUGAAUAAGAUUAAUGGUGUUUCGUGUGAUGAUUUUUCUGUGGACGUUUUUCUGGACUUGUCUGGUGAAGAUUUCAAAGAUGGGUCUGUUGAGGAAUUAGAAUUAGAAUUAGAAGAAGAAGAAGAAAAGGACUCUGUUUUCUUGUCGUCUCAGGACCGAGUCGGCGACGACAAUUCUGUUUUUUCCGGCACUAGCGAUUCUGGAUCUCUUGCCACCGACGAACUCGCCGUUCCGGUUGAUGAUAUGGAGGACCUUGAAUGGUUGUCUCAAUUUGUGGACGAUUCUGUAUCAGACUCGUCUCUUUUGUGUCCCGCCGGAAGUUUUCAGGAGAAAACCGGUAAUUUUGCAGGAACCCGGUCUGAACCGGAGGCGGAACCGGCUGUAUCCGGAGUACCAUCACCAUGCUUUCCCGCACCGUUUCCGGCGAAACCCAGAAGCAAGAGGCCGAGAACGAACGGUCGGGUGUGGUCCUACGGCUCAACGUCUCUGACGGAGUCGUCGUCUUCGCUGUCGUCUUCUUCGUCAACGGGUUCUUCCAUGCCUUGUCUAAUUUUUGCGAACCCGGUUCAUGACAUUGACGCGUUGUACCGAGUGGGUAGACCGGCGGCGAAGAAACACAAGAAGAAUCCGGCGGCGGAUUCUAGCUGUGGGUCACUGACGCAGCGGCGGUGCAGCCAUUGCCUGGUUCAGAAAACCCCACAGUGGCGAACCGGUCCUUUAGGCCCCAAAACCCUCUGUAACGCUUGUGGGGUUCGGUAUAAGUCCGGUCGGCUCUUCCCGGAGUACAGACCGGCUUGUAGUCCGACUUUUUCCGGAGAUGUUCACUCUAACAGCCACCGGAAAGUGCUGGAAAUGCGGCGGAAAAAGGAGGUGCCUGUAAUGGAGUCCGGUUUAACUUCAAUGGUUCCAACUUUUUGAGAAAUAGUCAGAGCUGGAGAUAUAGUGAACCGGAAUAGUUAUUAGACCCGGUUCAGUAGACUGGGCUGGGUUCCGGUUCAAUUGUACAAUUUUGGUGGUGGGUUCCAUUUGUAACAUUGCGACUGCAUUUAGGGAGGUUUUAGUUCUAUUUUUUUUUUUUUUUUUUAAAGAAUUUUAAUUAUAUAGUAGAAUUUGUAGGCUUGAUUAGUGAAUAGAGUGAUAUAAAUAGUUUUUAAAUUAA
This is a messenger RNA of Cornus florida, 1492 nucleotides long. RefSeq names its product GATA transcription factor 5-like. Lineage: Eukaryota; Viridiplantae; Streptophyta; Magnoliopsida; Cornales; Cornaceae. The transcript is spliced from 3 exons. Gene Ontology annotation, molecular function: sequence-specific DNA binding; zinc ion binding. Bases 247 to 1251 code for a protein of 334 amino acids. Gene Ontology annotation, cellular component: nucleus. The record is from RefSeq and is a predicted model, not a curated record. Gene Ontology annotation, biological process: positive regulation of DNA-templated transcription.